This is a messenger RNA of Papaver somniferum (opium poppy), 1698 nucleotides long. RefSeq lists its product as uncharacterized. Bases 1 to 1698 code for a protein of 565 amino acids. The transcript has 3 exons. Lineage: Eukaryota; Viridiplantae; Streptophyta; Magnoliopsida; Ranunculales; Papaveraceae. The record is from RefSeq and is a predicted model, not a curated record.
AUGUUGGCUUCAGAUAAUAAUCCUCAAGAUGAACAUGCUCUCCAUGAGCUUGUAAUGACUCAGAAUGAAUUGAAUUUAAGGGAGGUUCAACAUAGUAUCAUGAUGAAGCAAAAAUCAAGAAUUCAAUGGGUAAAAGAAGGCUCUGCAAACACUAAUUUUUUCCAUACAAAUAUUAAAGUAAGACAAACAAGAAAUAUGAUAUGUGAAUUGGAGGAUAAUGAAGGGAAUUUGGUAGUUGAUCAAGAAAAAAUUGCUGAUAUUCUAGUUGAAUUCUUUCAGAAAAGGUUCCAGUAUCAAGAAGUCAACAUCAAUGAGUUAUUAUUAGAUGUAAUUCCUCAAUUAAUAACAGAAGAAGACCAAAAUAUGCUUGACAGUGUUCCAAGUUCAGAUGAAAUUAAGAAAGCAGUCUGGGAAAUGAAUGCAGACGGAGCACCAGGUCCUGAUAGUUAUUCAGGUAUUUUUUACAACUCUUGCUGGGAAAUCAUUAACAAAGACUUUGUGGAAGCUAUACAAUAUUUUUGGAGGAGAAAAUACAUACCAAGAGGCCUCAACUCAAUUUUUUUGGUAUUGUUGCCCAAGACUCAAAAUGCUAAGAAACCAAAUCAGUUUAGACCAAUUGGUCUAAGUAAUUUCAGUUUCAAAGUAUUCACUAAAAUUUUAUCAACAAGAAUGAGUGGUUUGAUGAGUAAAUUAGUAUCAUCUCAACAAGCAGCAUAUAUAAAAGGUAGAAAUAUUCAUGAACAAGUGAUGUUGGCUUCAGAAUUAGUCAAUGAAAUGAGACAUAAGAGAAGAGGUGGAAAUGUUGGCAUGGAGCUUGAUAUUUCACAAGCUUAUGACUCUGUAAACUGGAGUUUUCUGUUUCAAGUUCUUAAAAAAUAUGGUUUUUCUGAAUCAUGGUGUGCUUGUCUUCAUGUCUUGUUCUCUUCAGCCAAAGUAUCUGUUAUGGUCAAUGGUGGUCCAAAAGGAUUUUUCUCAAUGGAAAGAGGAUUGAAGCAAGGUGAUCCCCUUUCUCCAAUUUUGUUUGUUUUGAUGGAGGAGGUGUUAAGUAUAGGAUUAACAAAACUUGUUGAAUCAAGAGAACUUCAGCCAAUGAUGGAGAUUACUUCUUUUCCAGAUAAGUACUUAGGUGUUAUACUAAAACCUGGGAGAGUCAAAAGCAACACAGUUUGGCCAAUGAUGGAGAUGAUGGAAAGUUAUUUAGAAGCAUGGAAAGGCAGAUUACUAUCCUUUCAUGAUAGGUUAGUUCUUAUCAAGUCAGUUCUCUGCAGUAUUCCAAUUUAUAAUAUGGCUGUUUAUAAAUGGCCAAGUUCUAUCAUCAAGAUUUGUGAGAGAAUUAUAAGAAAUGUUUUAUGGACUGGAGAUAGUGAGGAAAGAAAAUAUGAUACUUUAAAGUGGAGUAAGGUUUGUAAUCCCUAUAAUGAAGGUGGCUUGGGUAUUAGAAGGUUAAUGGUCACUAAUAAAGCACUUUUGAUGAAGAUGAUGUGGAAAUUACUUAAUUCAGAAGAAGAUUGGGAAAAAAAAUUUACGAACAUUCCUUCUAAUCCGCAAGGUAUAAUUCCUAUUCCUUUACCUUCAGUGAGUGGAGGCAAAGACAUGGUAGUGUGGUGUGGAGAUGUGAAAGGAGUAUUUACUACUGCUGCUGGUGUUGAGAAAAUUAGAGUCAAAGAACCUAAAUUGCAUUGGCCUUAUCAGAUAUGA